Molecule: messenger RNA, 1972 nt
Organism: Tyto alba (common barn owl)
Lineage: Eukaryota; Metazoa; Chordata; Aves; Strigiformes; Tytonidae
Gene: ASB16
Product: ankyrin repeat and SOCS box containing 16
Exons: 4
Coding region: 301-1893 (530 amino acids)
Biological process (GO): negative regulation of delayed rectifier potassium channel activity; protein localization to ciliary inversin compartment; intracellular signal transduction
Cellular component (GO): ciliary inversin compartment; membrane; synapse
Molecular function (GO): transmembrane transporter binding
Source: RefSeq, a predicted model, not a curated record
UCCGUGGGGUGUGAGGUGCCUUGCGGGGUUGGUGGGAACCCAGAUCCCAGCCCAAUCCCCCCCCCCCCACCUCCCCGGGACUGUCCCCAUCUCGCACCCACCAACAGGUUAAACUCCCUGGCAGCCCCACGACAACAACGUGACUCUGUUUACAACCCUGGGGGAGUUAUUUAUAGGGCAGCCUGGCUCGGGCUUCCUUUCUUCGUGGGGCGCAGCCUUAUUUAUAACCCCCCACCCAGGCGCAGGAGGCAGCUCGCUGUGCCCCCCCCCCAGCCUCUCCCUGCCCUCCCCGGGGUGCCCAUGGCCCAGGAAACCUUCGCUUUCACCUCUUCUGCCCUGCGCUCGCUGCGGCUCCAGCGGGAGCUGUUGGAGCAGGAGGAUCGCCGCCGAGCCCUGGCUCGGGAAUCGGCCACCAGAAGGUUCCUACCGGCCAGCCCCCGGCCCCCCCUGACCCCCCCCCGGCGGCCCCAGUACUGCCGGGACCCCGCCGUCCACAACGCCCUGUACACCGGCGACCUCCUGCGCGUCAAGAGCAUCUUUAAGGAUGAGGCCACCGCAAAUCUGAUCAUGGAGACGGUCAGCGAGGAGCUGGUGUGGUCCCCCGAGCAGGGGCUGUGGGUGCUGAGCCCCCGGCGGCAGCAGACCUCGGCGCUGCGCAUCGCGGCCGCCCGGGGCUACGGCGACUGCGCCCGGCACCUGCUGCUGCGGGGGGCCGAGGUGGACGCGGUGGUGGGGGGCCAGGCCCCCCUGCACGACAGCGCGGCCGCCCCCCGCCCCGACUGCGCCCGCCUGCUCCUGGCCUUCGGGGCCGACCCCAAUGUGCUGAGCGCCGAGGGCUCGGCCCCGCUGCACCUCUGCACCUCGCCCGACAGCCUGCCGUGUGCGGAGCUGCUGCUGGCGCACGGGGCGCGGGUGAAUUUGGGGACGCGGGACCGCCAGGCGACGGCCCUGCACGUGGCGUCGCGGCGGGGGCUGGUGGCCCACGUGGAGCUGUACCUGCGCCACGGCGCCGACCCCUCGCGCCGCACCCGCCAGGGCGAGACCCCCCUGAACGCCGCCUGCGCCGCCGCCGAGCGCCCCGAGGACGCCGGCCGCUAUCACCGGGUGGCCGAACGGCUGCUGGAAGCCGGCGCCGACCCCGGGGCCGCCGGUCGGAAGGACCACACGCCGCUGCACCACGCUUGCGGCAACGGGCAGCCCCGGCUGGUGCGGCUGCUGCUGCGCCACGGGGCCGAGGUGACCGUCCCCAACUGCGCCGGGUACACCCCCAUGGACUGCGCCCUCCACGCCGUCGAGGAAUACCGGCACCAGCGCCCCGAGGAAACCAUCGCCCUCCUCCUCGACCACGGCGCCGGCCCCGUUCACCCCAAGGUGGGCGAUUUGGGGCUUGGCUGGGGGGUUCAGGGGUGCGUGUGCGUGGGGGGUGUCCCCCGUGGUGACAUCUCUGGUGGCAGAUGCUCAAGUUCUGCUGCCGGCACCCGCCGGCGCUGGAAAUGGUGCUCAACGCCUACGACCGCAUCCCCCCGGCCGAGAGCUGGGUGGGGGCCGUGCCCCCGGAGCUGUGGGAGGAGCACCGGGAUUUCUACGCCUCGGCGGCGCGCAUGGCGGGACGACCUCGCCGCCUGCAGCACCUCGCCCGCUGCGCCGUCCGGCGGCACCUGGGGCCCCGCUGCCACGCCGCUGUCCCCAAGCUGCCCCUGCCACCCGCCCUGCGCCGCUACCUCCAGCUGCCCCUCGAGGGGCUCAUCUCCUGAACGGGGGCCCCCCCCCGCCCCACACACACACACACCCCCAAACCGCGUGGGAGGGAGGCGAGGAGGGGGCCAGCAGCGCUGUGUCUGUCUCCCAUGUGUGUGUGUGUCCCCCCCUCCCUCCCCAAGUGUCCUGGUGUGAAUAAAAGAGGUGGCAGAGGCGGCUCUCGAGGUGUCUGCGGGGACGGAGGGGACAGACAGACCCGGGGAGGGGACAGACA